AUGAGCAUCGCCCGCCGCGACGACGACGACGGUCACGGGCCGCCGGCGACGCUGGACCCGUCCAAGGCGUCGUACGACCCGGACUGGCUUCUCAUCAUCGUCUUCAUCAGCAUCGCCCUGUACAACGUCGCCGAGCUCAACUUCCUCAUAGCGACGACGUUCAAGAGGUUCCGCGGCCUCUACUUCUGGAGCUUCACGUGCUCGACCUGGGGCAUCGCCUUCAACGCCGUCGGCUACCUCGUGCGAAGCGUCUUCCCCAGGCAGCACGGCUACCUGCACGCGACGCUCAUCCUGGUCGGGUGGUGCGCCAUGGUCAACGGGCAGUCGCUGGUGCUCUACUCGCGGCUGCACAUCGUCAUGCACCACCCGAGACGCCUGCGCCUCGUGCUGGCCAUGAUCCUGGCCGACGGCGUCUGGCUCAGCGUCCCCGUCGUCGUGCUCGUGUACGGAGCCAACUCGGGCGCCUCGGGGCCGUUUGAGCGGCCGUACUCGAUAUUCGAGAAGCUGCAGCUGACCGUCUUCUCCGUCCAGGAGGUCAUCAUCUCGGGCCUGUACAUUGUCGAGACGACGCGGCUCCUCCGGCUGCAGCGCGGCGUGGGCUCGUCGUCGAUGCGGCGCGUCAUGGGGCACCUGAUUGCGCUCAACGUCUUCGUCGUCGUGCUCGACGUGAGCGUGCUCUCGCUGCAGUUCACCGAGCACUACGACCUGCAGACGGCGUGGAAGGCGCUGGUGUACAGCGUCAAGCUCAAGUGCGAGUUCAGCGUGCUGAACCGCCUGGUCGAGUUCUCGCAGCAUCUGCGAGCCGGCCGCCACGUGUCGUCGGUGCACUACGACGCCUCCACCGACGUGGCCCUGGAGCGGUACCUGCGGAACGCGUCGCAGGCCCCUGCCGGAGCCGCCUACAGCAUGCAGGUCACGGCGGAGCGGCCGUGCGAGACGAGCCCUCCGGAGAUUGUCAAGACCACGGCCGUGACGGUGAGCCGCAGCGGGCCGUCCGCGCCGCCGACUCGCCCGUCAACCGCGGCCGAGAGCUCCGUAGCAGCCGACAGCUCCGCGGCGGCCUGUGCGCCCGGCGACGCGACGGACGACGCCGACAACACCGCCGACGCCGACGCCGACGCCAGCGGCACAACGUCGCUGUCGUCCGAGGCACGCCUGGCGCGGCCGUGA
Molecule: messenger RNA, 1170 nt
Organism: Metarhizium album ARSEF 1941
Lineage: Eukaryota; Fungi; Ascomycota; Sordariomycetes; Hypocreales; Clavicipitaceae
Exons: 1
Coding region: 1-1170 (389 amino acids)
Source: RefSeq, a predicted model, not a curated record